AUGUGCGACCAUGCGAAGUUUAGCGUCGACUUUCGUUUGGCAUUGAGUGGACGAUUGAUCUCGAGUUUGCAGGUAGACAGGCGCAGUACAAUCCGACAAGUGCGAGAGGAGCUGACGCAAAAAGCAGCUGGCUCUUCAGCACCUCUUUGCGGGACUUGGAGCCUUUUGUAUGGCGGUAAAAUUCUGGCGGAAACGGCAGCUGUUGACCAAGUACUUGUGGACCAUGCUCUAGUUGAUGUGGUCUGUUCUGCCCAGGGCCGUGUGGUAGUCACUGCAUCAAACGAUUGCACAGCACGUGUUUUCAAUCUCGGUACCGGAGAUUGCUUGGAGCUCCGGGGUCACUUUGGGCAGGUCUUUGCUUGCACAGUCUCUGCCAAUCACUGCCUUCUUGCGACGGCAUCAGAGGACGGCACGGCUCGUGUUUGGGCUGUGCACGAUGGGAACCCCGUUCAGCUGCUGUGUCUGGGCCACGACGGAGAGGUGUAUUCUGCAGUCUUUUCAAGCUGCAGCAGUCUAGUGGUCACUGCAUCACAGGAUGGCACGGCAUGUCUUUGGUGCAGCCACACCGGCCGCAAGCAUUGGCGAUUUCCUCACGCGGCAGAAGUCUACCUUGCAACUUUUUCCUUUGAUGAUCAAUUGGUUCUCACAUCAUCGGCAGAUGGUGCCGCCUGCAUUGUAUCAGUUGGCACAGGCGAGCUCGCAGCAAGGCUUGAAGGGCAUACCGGUGGUGUCAACCGAGCAGAGUUUUCCCCGGUCAGUUCACUGGUGGUGACGGCAUCCAGCACGACAGCACAUCUUUGGGAUGGGACGACAUCGACACGUCUUCACGACAUGAUCGGCGACAGCGAGCUAAAGUUUGUAAACUUCUCCAGCGAUGGCAAGUUGGUUCUCGCCACACGAGCCAGUGGAAGUGCAGAAGUUUGGUGUGUUGUAACGGGCGAACUAAUGUGGACGUGCACGCACCACUCAGAGCCAGUGUACAUGGCGGCCUCAUGCAUGCAUGGCGCCAACAUAGCAUUGGCGUGUGAGGACGGAACAGCUACUCUGUGGAGUCGAGAUGGUGAGCUGCUGCUAACGCUUGCAGACCACGAAGAUGCGGUGACAUGGAUUUCUUUCUCGCCCUGGGCCGACAUGUUGGUAACAGCUUCGUGGGAUGGCACAGCCAGGCUUUGGUCGACGGACUCUGGUGAAUGCUUGGAGAUAUUCGAAGGCCAUGCAGCACCAGUCCUGUACGCGGAGUUUAGUUACUUGCAGAACUGA
This is a messenger RNA of Symbiodinium sp. CCMP2592, 1260 nucleotides long. Lineage: Eukaryota; Dinophyceae; Suessiales; Symbiodiniaceae. The record is from the annotation of a GenBank genome assembly.